CUCGGACAAUUUCCUUUCCAUUUGUGACUGAUGUCUAGUCAAGUUUGCAAAUAUCCUGUGAUUGCAUUAAAUAGCAAUACUUUUAUACCCUUGAUUGGAUUGGGAACCUUCAAGAUAAAAGGUCCAGAUUUGAUUCAUAGAUGUUUACAAGUUGCUUUGGAAUCAGGUUAUAGGUCCUUUGAUACUGCUUCAGUUUAUAAAAAUGAAACUGAUAUUGGUGAAGCUUUGAAAGAAUUGCUGCCUGAGAAUGGACUUCAAAGGAAAGAUGUUUUCAUAACCAGUAAACUAGGUCCAGCAAAUCAAGGUAAAGACAAAUGUAGAACAGCCUGUCUUGAGUCCAUACAAAGGUUACAGUGUGAUUAUCUGGACCUCUAUCUAAUUCACUGGCCUGGUACACAGGGUAAAAAACCAGAGGAACCAGUCAACAAAGAAUUACGACUGCAGAGCUGGCAGGAUAUGAUACAGUUACAUAAAGAAGGGAAAGUGAAAGCCAUAGGUGUUUCAAACUUCCUUCAACAUCAUAUAGAGGACAUAAUUUCAGAGACUAAUGUUGUGCCAGCUGUUCUCCAGAUUGAGCACCAUCCACAUUUAGUACAAGAUAAUUUGAUAUGUUACUGUAGAGAGAAAGGUAUCCAUUUCCAAGCUUAUUCAUCAUUGGGAACAUCAGUAGUAGAAAACAAGUUGCUCUCAGAUGAAACUGUAAAAGAUAUUGCCAAAAUCCACAGUAAAACGACAGCACAGAUUUUAUUAAAGUGGGCUGUUCAACAAAAUAUUGGGGUAAUACCAAAGUCUACCAAUCCUGACCACAUCAGAGAAAACAUGGACAUAUUUGACUUUUCCUUAUCUCAGCAGGAUAUAGACAUCUUAAACAAAUUAGACAAACAGAUACAUUAUUGUUGGAAUCCGACAUCUGUUUCUUAACAUUUUUAAAAUAAUGAUUUU
This is a messenger RNA of Mytilus trossulus (common blue mussel), 942 nucleotides long. Its product is annotated as glyoxal reductase-like. NCBI's taxonomy places the organism in Eukaryota, Metazoa, Mollusca, Bivalvia, Mytilida, Mytilidae. The coding region runs from base 31 to 921 and encodes 296 amino acids. The transcript has 8 exons. Gene Ontology annotation, molecular function: oxidoreductase activity. The record is from RefSeq and is a predicted model, not a curated record.